AUGGCUGCUGCUGCUGCUGCUGCUGCUGCUGCUGCUGCUGCCAGCGGCGGUGGUGUUGGUGGUUGUGGUUGUGGUCGUGGUGGUCGUGGUCGAGGUAGUGAGGUGGAGGCCGGCCGUCGAGAUGUCGCAGGUGGCUGUCGUCCUGGUCGAGGGCUCCGGCCGCAGAAUCCAGCACAUCCGCUUGUCCGCGACGCUCGCCGUAAUAUCGAGCCAGCGUUAAUGCAUCGCAAGAGGCCCGGUCUCCGGCGCGCAGCAGUCGAGAGCUGGCGACGGGUGAGGCGGACUCCAGAGACAAUAGCCCAGUGGACCCAAACACGCCAAAACUCUUCCUUCUUUGCUUCUUCGACCGUUCAGCCAUGGCGCCGCGACGCUGCUGCAGCUCUGCUUCUUCGACGACGAGGCCAACCCAGCGCGGGUUUCAAGGAAAAGAAAAAAAGAAAAGGAAUAGCUGGAGGAAAAAGAAAGCAGCCAGAGAGGCAACGGGAGGGAAACAGGCGACGAUGCGAGCGAGCGAGAGACGAAGAGGCAGAGGAAAAAGAAACGCCGGGGAUGAGGCCUGCUGAAAUCGAUCUUCUCCAGCAGCUCAUCGCUGAGAGCCUGAGACGGCGAGCAGGAGGCGGUUUCUGCGUCUGCGUCUGCGUCUUCUGCUGCCUCUCGCGGGCCUCGAAACACGAUCUGGACAGCUCUCGUCCUCCUCCUCUGUCUCUCAGGCGGCCGGUUUUUCUCUCGAGCUUCGGACGGGAUGCAGGAUCAACAGAUCAACAGGUCUACAGAAGGUACAAGCAUUGCGGUGAAAUCAGCCACCUCAUCCGCUACUGCUAUGUACCUGGACAGGGAAAGCGUUCGCUGUUUGAGAGAUAUCUCAACGUGAAGCCCACGGAGAUAGGAUAUUAUACGAAACCCCUGCAGGUAGACAAGGGGGCAGACAAACACGACACAACACACACACACGCAGAGAGAGAGAAAGACGAAUGA
Trichophyton verrucosum HKI 0517 is the source of this 975-nucleotide messenger RNA. RefSeq lists its product as uncharacterized. The coding region runs from base 1 to 975 and encodes 324 amino acids. Lineage: Eukaryota; Fungi; Ascomycota; Eurotiomycetes; Onygenales; Arthrodermataceae. The transcript is spliced from 2 exons. The record is from RefSeq and is a predicted model, not a curated record.